Molecule: messenger RNA, 837 nt
Organism: Cuscuta epithymum
Lineage: Eukaryota; Viridiplantae; Streptophyta; Magnoliopsida; Solanales; Convolvulaceae
Source: the annotation of a GenBank genome assembly
CUUUAUUCCCUCUAUUUUUUUUCCUCUUUUUUUCAUUCGUCCUUAUCUCUUUCUCUUCAUCGAUCUUCUGCCUCAGCUCACAACCUACUGUUCAUUGACUUCACUCUGAAAUUUUUUUCUUUUCCUUAUCGUCUUCCCCUACUUCUUCACUCGUUUGUUCUUUAGAGUUUCUAGAGUGGAAACCGCAAGCUAGGAAAAUGGAUUUUGCAAACCGCGCUCAUUAUUCGACAAGUACGUCGAGUACUUCGCAAAGUCCUACAAGAAGAACAACCCUAAACUACGAUCCCCCGUUCUACUGUCGAUGCGGCCUUAAAGCUCCUGUUUUUGUUUCACGCGACAGCGGUAGGAAAUUCCUAGGAUGCCAAAAUUGGCCGGAUGGUGGGUGUAAGUAUUUUGUAUGGCAUGAUGAAAUGAAUUUGAUUAUUCAAGAGCCGAAGGUUAUUGAUAGAGAAGAGGCACAAUUGUGGUUCCCAGAUGUGAAUGUUCAGUUGCAGCGGAUGAAGGACAUAAUUUCUGAUUUUAGAGAAGAACUCCAUGCUUCCCAUAGUGAAAUAGCUAGGCUUAGGACCCAACUGGAAAAUCUUGUUAAAGGAGAACAUUUGAAGUGGUCUGUUAUAGGGUUGUUCAUGGUGAUUCUUGUAAUGGGCAUAUGUACAAUUACAGGCUUUAAUGUGUACUAAGUUAUGAGCAUUGGUUUGGAGCUUGUACUUUAAGUUGUUUUUCUGGACAUAUGACCCUUCUACUGAUUUGUUAGUAAUGUUAAAUGUAUUCUGGAAAGGUGUGAAAUGCUAUGGUAUUUUUUAAUAUUUAAUGAUAUAGUUAUUUCUUUUGACAGCG